Sorex araneus (European shrew) is the source of this 6034-nucleotide messenger RNA. RefSeq names its product multiple C2 and transmembrane domain containing 2 (gene MCTP2). The coding region runs from base 65 to 2701 and encodes 878 amino acids. The transcript is spliced from 23 exons. The record is from RefSeq and is a predicted model, not a curated record. NCBI's taxonomy places the organism in Eukaryota, Metazoa, Chordata, Mammalia, Eulipotyphla, Soricidae. Gene Ontology annotation, cellular component: synaptic vesicle membrane. Gene Ontology annotation, biological process: regulation of neurotransmitter secretion. Gene Ontology annotation, molecular function: calcium ion binding.
GGGGACGCGCCCCUCGGACAGGUGAGCACAGGUACUGCUCAAACCCUCGGGCCUUCAUGCUGCCAUGGACCUGGACAAGCCGUCCGUCUGGGGUUCCCUCAAACAGCGCACCCGGCCGCUGCUCAUCAAUUUCAGCAAGAAGGUGAAAAAGAGCCCCCACAAGGCCUUGGACCUCGGCUCCGCUCCGCACCUGGACCGCCGUCUCAGCCUGUCGGUGCCCGACCUCCUGGACAGCCAGGCCCUGCCCCCCGAAGGCCGGCCCUACUCGGGGCCGCAGUCGGCCUACACCUCGGUGCCCAGCAGCCUGUCCACCGCCGGCAUCGGGCCCCCGAGCAGCGGCAGCUCCGUGAGGCACUCCGAGGAGCAGCUGGAAUGGAGCCAGGAGGAAGGGGGCGCACUCCAGGCUGGGGAGACGGACCCGGAGGAUGCCUGCGUCUCUCUGGACCAGAACAAGAGCGUCCCCAGCCGUGGGGCCACGGGUCCAGCCCAGCCUUCUCCCCUGGGCGAAAAAGCUCCCGAAGAAGCAGAGGGCCUCUGUGGCAGCGGUGAUCUCUACCCCCCUGGGACAUCCCAGCAUGCGGACGAGCAGACGAUGCAGGAAGAAGCUGGAGAGGCCGUGGGCAACCUCCCAGGCCCCUUCGCCUACCUGCUGACCAUCCACCUGAAGGAGGGCCGGAACCUGGUCAUCCGCGAUCGCUGUGGCACAAGUGAUCCCUAUGUGAAAUUUAAACUGAACGGAAAGACCCUGUACAAAAGCAAAGUCAUCUACAAGAAUUUGAACCCUGUGUGGGAUGAGAUUGUUGUGUUGCCCAUCCAAAGUCUGGCUCAAAAGCUCCGAGUGAAGGUAUAUGACAGAGAUCUGACAACAUCGGAUUUCAUGGGUUCUGCCUUUAUCAUCCUCAAUGAACUUGAACUUAACAGAACGACCGAACAUAUUUUAAAAUUGGAAGAUCCUAACAGUUUGGAAGAGGACAUGGGAGUGAUUGUAUUAAAUUUGAACCUCGUAGUCAAGCAGGGUGAUUUCAAAAGACAUCAUUGGUCCAACCGGAAGAGGUUAAGUGCCAGCAAGUCGUCUCUGAUACGCAAUUUGCGGCUCUCAGAGUCCUUGAGGAAGAACCAGCUCUGGAACGGCGUCAUCAGCAUCACCUUGUUGGAAGGAAUGAAUGUCUCAGGAGGCAAUGUGGCCGAAAUGUUUGUCCAGUUCCGACUGGGGGAUCAGAGGUAUAAGAGCAAGACACUGGUUAAGAGUGCAAAUCCGCAGUGGCAGGAACAGUUUGACUUUCACUACUUCUCUGACAGGAUGGGCAUCUUGGACAUUGAAGUGUGGGGAAAGGACAGCAAAAAGCACGACGAACGCCUGGGCACGUGUAAAGUGGAUAUCUCGGCCCUCCCACUCAAGCAGGAGAAUUGCAUGGAGCUGCCACUGGACCGCUGUGUGGGGGCGCUGCGGAUGCUGGUCACGCUCACGCCCUGCACAGGGGUCUCCAUCUCUGACCUCUGUGUGUGCCCCCUGGCAGACCCCAGCGAAAGAAAGCAGAUCGCCCAGCGCUACUGCUUACAGAAUUCCCUGAAGGACUUGAAGGAUGUGGGUAUUUUACAAGUGAAAGUGCUGAAAGCAGUAGACCUCUUAGCAGCAGAUUUCUCAGGGAAGAGUGAUCCUUUCUGCUUGUUGGAAUUAGGCAAUGACCGGCUGCAGACACACACCGUGUACAAAAACCUCAAUCCCGAGUGGAACAAAGUUUUUACUUUCCCUAUUAAAGACAUCCACGACGUUCUAGAGGUGACAGUGUUUGAUGAAGACGGAGACAAGCCCCCUGACUUCCUGGGGAAGGUGGCCAUCCCCUUGCUGUCGAUUAGAGAUGGACAACAGAACUGUUAUGUGUUGAAGAAUAAAGAUUUAGAGCAUGCUUUUAAAGGAGUUAUUUACUUGGAGAUGGACCUCAUCUAUAAUCCGGUCAAAGCGAGUAUCAGAACCUUCACCCCCAGAGAAAAGCGCUUCUUAGAAGACAGCCGCAAGCUCUCCAAAAAGAUCUUAUCUAGAGAUGUAGACCGUGUGAAGAGAAUUACCAUGGCAAUAUGGAACACAGUCCAGUUUCUGAAAAGCUGCUUCCUGUGGGAAUCUACACUCAGAAGCACAGUAGCAUUUGUGGUAUUUCUGGUCACUGUCUGGAACUUUGAACUCUACAUGAUCCCUCUGGUGUUGCUUCUCUUCUUCGCCUAUAAUUUCAUUACGCCCUUGAGAGGGAAGGCCGGCAGUAUCCAUGACAGCCAGGACAACACGGAUGUGGAUGAGGAGGACGAGGAGGAGGACAAGGAAUCUGAAAAGAAGGGGCUAAUUGAGAGAAUCUAUAUGGUGCAGGAUAUCAUCUCGACCGUUCAGAACAUCCUGGAGGAAGUGGCUUCUGUAGGAGAAAGAAUUAAAAACACUUUCAACUGGACGGUCCCCUUCCUCUCGUUCCUGGCCUGUCUGAUUCUGGUGGUGGCCACCAUCAUGCUGUAUUUCAUUCCACUUCGAUACAUCAUUUUAAUCUGGGGCAUAAAUAAGUUUACUAAGAAGCUUCGGAAUCCCUAUGCCAUUGACAAUAAUGAGCUGCUGGAUUUCCUCUCCCGAGUCCCGUCUGAUGUGCAAAAGGUGCAGUACUCGGAGCUGAAGGCCUGCAAUGGCCACAGUCCCCUUCGGAAGAAGCGCAGCGCCCUCUAGGGCAUAGUCCCCCCCGACCCACCCACUGGGCACCCCAGCUGGACUGCCGUCCUCCAUUAGGUAUUGGGUUGACGGUAUCAGCAGGGACCAGUGGUCCAACUCAUGUGCUGCAGGGUCUCUGUGCAGGGCCUGCACGGACACCCUCUCUGUGUUUUUUGUGGCUUUCGAUGCACACGGACAGGGGCUUGCACACUCCCACAUGCCCACAUCGUUGGCCAAAGGAAGCAAGCCGGAAACAAGGGUGCCUUCUCGUCACUCUGGAGCGGGAGGUGAAGCUGGCUGCAGAUCUGACCCGCACAUCCUCUUCGAGAACGGACCCGUUGGAUUGACCUUUGACCUUGUCUGCCCUCCUGACAGGGUGUCUCCUUCCACCUCUCUUCACCCUCGUUCCCCCUGGGCCUUUCAGAGGGUGGUGCAGGCAUGCCCACAUUUUCUCUGCAUCCAAGGCUUGUGAUGACUGACUUGCUAUCCCAGUGUCGGACACUAGAAAGAGAUUUCUGAAAAAAUUAAUUGCUAAGACCAAAUCUUUGGCAUCCUUUUGCCCUCAUGACUGAUGACUGUAAGUCACAUUUUUGUGGUCAAGAGUUUGUCACUGGCAGUGGAGGUUCUGGGAAGAAAAGAAGGGGUCGUUCAGAAGGAGAAUUCCAGAACACUUUUGAUUGCGUUAAAAUGAUGAUUCCGCCACCUCCCACCCACAAGCCCCCUUUAGUUUUAUUGGCUGAUUUUUGAGAGAAAUUUCUGAGAGAAAAAAAAAGCUUCCUCUGGUGUGAAGAAGCUGGCAGGAGGUAGAGAAUGGUAAAAUAAAAUCCUUCGAGUUUAUUUAGAUAGAACAAGAAGCAAGAAACUUGGGGGGAAGUCCGUUGCUUCUUUUGCCCACUGGUUGUGCAAAAAGUUGAAAAGAUUUUAGUGCACCCCAUGGAGCCUUCUGUUUCCCUACUGGAAAAAGUCAGCCUGUGCACCAUCAAGUACAGCUCUGAACCCCAUUCCCAACAAAGGGACACUCGAAAGUCUAUCUUUGAGAGGUUCAGAUUCCUCUGCACAGAUUUCUCUUCACACACCCCAUCCUGGGAGGCCCCCCUAAAUCAAAAACCCAGUUUUGUGUGGAUAUAAAAUAUUUGUGAUUUUCUUUAUUUUUGAAUGACUUUGAUAUUAUACAGGCUGCAUUUUUGUUGACAAUUUGUGUUAUAUAUAUAUGUAUAUAUACACACAUACAUGUAUUAUAAGCAUAUAAUACAUAUAAAUAUAUUUAUAAUGAUAUGUAUAUAUGGGAAAAGUUUAGGUCAAAAGACCUGACUCAAUACUGAGUUUUACUCUGUUCUCCACUCCCACACAUCCCCCACCCUUUGAGUCAUAAUUUAAUAAUCUUCAAAGAAAAUGUUUGUGAAAAAUGCCUAAGAUUCUAAACCUUAUCAUCCUCAGCCUGUUUUUCUUCGUAUUAUAUCUUCCUGAGUUGCUUUCUGGCUGAGCCAGAUUUCUGCAUGAUUUGAUUUACUUCAAGUUAAUGAAGCUAGCUGGAAAGCGCCUGCACAGAAAUUAUAAAAGCCCCAGUAAAUCUCUUAGUUGUACAUACAAUAGAUACCCAAGAACCGCCUUUGUUAAAACCAGUUACUCAAUCUUCUGUGUAAAUAAUGCCUCAUUGUCUCACUGGAAGCUCCCAUCUACUUUAUCAUAGCAUGUCAUUUUGUAAGGACCUCAGUCCGACUUUUUUUUCCUCUUUUCUAAACAGACGUGAGAUCUGAGUAGUCAUUUGAAUGAAAACUUUCAACAGCAAAAAUAACCUCUUAUUUAUUUCAACAUGGAGCCAAUACUUUAUUGUUGUUCUCUGGCUAUAGAAUUUCAAAAUGAAAUUAGUCGCCUGACAAGAAGGCGACUCGGACUCCGUUUCCACCCCCGCCCGACUGUGGUUCUUGGGGUCCCCUGGGGGACACAGACAGCAGCUGUGACACCACUGAGCAGUACAGAAUCGACCUUGCGGAGUUGGCAUUUGGAAAAUCGCUGUGGAUUUGAGCGAGUCCCCAAAGCAUGCGAGUGGGAGUGCCAGGCCAAUGCCUACUUCAGUUAUCAGCAACUUGUUCUAUGGAGUGCGGGAUGCUUUGGAGAGCAGGCAUGGAGGAGGUUGGAUUUGCAGGGUCUGUGGUAGAAGGGGGCUUUGGAGGGGUGCUGACCGCUUGUCAGGCUCUCCUGGCUUCUCAGAUCUGCCUAUGGAUCCAUUUCUGGCCCGGCCCUGAUGUGUCUCGGGCAUCCCUGUGUCUCUCAGUUCACCGAUCUCAAUCUUUUCCCUCCUGACCUCCGACAUCAGGAAUAGUAGGAUCAGUGUCUCCUUCACACCUCCUUUAUUCCCCUUCUUGGCACUGGCAUCUAUUGGGCUGAUUGAUCCUCAUGUUUCCCCCACCCCCACCCCGGGUCUGUAAGCUCUGGUGGAUCUGAUGUUGUGUGAUCCCGUCCUGUGAUGGACAUUUCCAGUUACCACCAUCCAGGGGGUACCCACAAACUCUGGAGUUAGUACUGGUGACAUCAGAUAUACUCAUCCUCCCAGAUAAUCAUCUUCUCACCUGGAAUGACUGCUCUCUUCUUUUGAUCCGCAUGAAUUCUCCGUGCCUUCAAAACAUGCAGAAUCCAAGCUGGAGCAAUAAUAGUACAGAGGGGAGGACACUUGCCUUGCACGCAGCUGACACAGGUUCAAUCCCUGACGCCAUGUAUGGUCUCUUGGGAGACCAUACAUGGCAUCAGGAAUGAUCCCCGAUGGCAAAUACAGGAGGAACCUCUGAGCAUCUCUGGGUGUGGGCCCCUAAUCCCAACCAAAUGAAAACCUUGCAGACAUCUUCUGUUCCAAAGAGCUAUUAAUUGUUCCUUGCCUGAAUGACAUGCUACUGUUCUCCUUGGCAUUUCCUGCUUCUUUGGCAUCUUGUUGGUGUCUGCUAUAGCGUAGCUCAUUCUACCAUAGCCUGCUCUUAACCAGUUGCUGGCCUAGAAUCCAGCAGCUAUCAACUAAAGAGUUCAUCUCGUCUGUCAGUGAAAGACUCUCCACAGAGACAUUAAGACCAUAGACAACUACUUUUCUUCCUCUGCUUCGUGUGAGACAGAGAACUGAGCUAUAUAAAUGGGUGUUGUCUAUUGUUUGCAUUAAAUGCAAAUGUUACCUUAUGUGAUAUGAUUUAUAAGCCCUGGCCUAUUCAUUAUAAAUUUUGUAAAUGAUGUGAUGUCUCUCAUAUUUGGAAAAGCCUUUUUCCUACCUGUCAGAGAAAAAAAUAUGUACUAUUUAUUUGUGGGUGGUGAAAUCACUUUGGGGGAUUCUUUUUCUUCCUUUUGCAGUUAUCAUUGAAUAAACAUAUA